CAUAAUGGCGCUCGACCGGAAGCCGUAAGGCUGCCUGCACAAUUAAAGAUGGCGGAAGAAGGCAAUUCAUAUGAUGAUUGUGAGCAAAUAGAUUUUUUAAGAGACAGACAUGUGCGGUUUUUUCAGAGAUGUCUUCAGGUGCUCCCGGAGCGAUACGCUUCAUAUGAAACUAGCAGGUUGACAAUUGUAUUCUUUGCUCUGUCUGGACUUGAUGUUCUUGAUGCCUUGGAUGUUGUAGACAGACCCAGCUUGAUUGAGUGGAUCUACUCAUUGCAGGUUUUACCCACAGAAGAUCAGUCUAAUCUUUGGCGCUGUGGCUUCCGGGGAUCAUCACACAUUGGCGUUCCAUACAAUGCCUCCAAGGGCCCUGGAACUCCUCAUCCAUAUGACAGUGGCCAUGUGGCUAUGACCUACACUGGCCUGGCCUGUCUCAUUAUUCUGGGAGAUGACCUGAGUCACGUCAAUAAGGAGGCCUGUCUGGCAGGUUUGAAGGCCCUACAGCUGGAGGAUGGCAGUUUCUAUGCCGUGCCUGAGGGAAGUGAGAAUGACAUGAGGUUCGUGUACUGCGCUGCAUGUAUCUGCUAUAUGCUGGAUGACUGGUCGGGUAUGGACUGCACAAAAGCCAUCGAUUACAUCAGGAGGAGCAUGUCUUACGACAACGGCAUUGGUCAAGGAGCUGGCUUGGAGUCUCAUGGUGGCUCCACAUUCUGUGCCAUAGCCACGCUGUGUCUGAUGGGUAAAUUAGAGGAGAUGUUCAGCGAGCGAGAACUGAACCGAAUACGCAGGUGGUGCAUCCUCAGGCAACAGAAUGGUUUCCACGGACGCCCCAAUAAACCUGUGGAUACAUGUUACUCAUUCUGGGUGGGAGCGACACUGGAGCUCCUUGAUGUAUUUCAGUACACAGAUUUUGAGAAGAACCGAAACUACAUCAUGUCAACUCAAGACAGUUUGGUGGGUGGAUUUGCAAAAUGGCCAGACAGCCAUCCAGACCCUCUGCACACCUAUUUUGGCAUCUGCGGCCUGUCUUUGAUAGGCGAGCCCAGUCUGCUCAAGGUGCACCCGGCGCUGAACGUCAGCCACAGAGCCUUCGAGUGCAUGCAGCAGCUGCACCGGACAUGGAGGGCAAGCUGCACAUGACAGCAUGACGUACAUCCAUCCAGCCACAGCAGCCUCUGAAUCAUGUGCAAAGUUGCACCUCGUCCCUCUGAGCCCAGCUACAUUCACCUUAGCAGUAGAUAGAAACCAAGCUGACCAUGGACUGUCUCCCAUAAUAGAGCCAUGGAGGAGGCGAUGAAUAAAUAAUCGGGUCCAGCUUAAUCAAUUAUUGAACCUGAAACUGUCAGUCACUGCUUAACCCAUGCAGAACGUUGUUUGGGUCCUUCAUGCAUAAACAGGGCAUAUUGUUCCUCACCACCUUUCUUGGGAAUGAGCUGCAGUCAGGUGCUUUGUUAGAGGUUGGUUAGAUUCUUGAAACGUCCAAUUUUCUGUUAAUUCCGAUGCUUUUGUUUGCUUUUGAUACGUUUUACUUCAGUGUGUAAAACUCUUAAAAAUAACCUCCAUUUGACUAUCUGUUCAAGCAAAAUAUUGUUCAACUCUUCUUUGUUACAAUUGUGACAGUUGUCACAAUACAAUGUGAUCUCUAAUAACGUCACAUGUAUUUGAAAUGUACUUUCUUUUCCAAAGCAAGUUAUUGCAUUGCUUUAGUCAUGAACAGAGCACCUCUUCUCCUCAGUGAACGUGCCUCAGAGAAAUCAUUAAUUGAUGAACUCACCCUUCCUUCACCCCACCCCGUGUUCCUGCAAAUUGACUUCCUUUCUCAAAAAGACACUUGAAUGUGUUUCAGCAAAAUUGGAGAUUUUAUUUUUUCUAUAUAAAAUACCAAUGUUAGAAAUUAUUUAAAAAAACAAAACAAAGCCUUUCUAUAAUUCUGAAAUGCCAAUACUGUAAAUUACAAUUUCAGCGUGAAUAAUAAAUACUUGUCUUUCGUGUCAGAAGAACAUUUAUAACUGUGCCUGGAAGACAGUGCAUAUUUAAAUGAGUAAUAAAUAAAGAAUUGAUUUUCUGUUUUA
Molecule: messenger RNA, 2069 nt
Organism: Neoarius graeffei (lesser salmon catfish)
Lineage: Eukaryota; Metazoa; Chordata; Actinopteri; Siluriformes; Ariidae
Gene: pggt1b
Product: protein geranylgeranyltransferase type I, beta subunit
Exons: 9
Coding region: 49-1137 (362 amino acids)
Biological process (GO): protein geranylgeranylation
Cellular component (GO): CAAX-protein geranylgeranyltransferase complex
Molecular function (GO): CAAX-protein geranylgeranyltransferase activity
Source: RefSeq, a predicted model, not a curated record